Messenger RNA from Rhagoletis pomonella (apple maggot), 3380 nucleotides. Its product is annotated as homeotic protein empty spiracles-like. Gene Ontology annotation, biological process: neuron differentiation; regulation of DNA-templated transcription; central nervous system development. Gene Ontology annotation, molecular function: DNA binding; DNA-binding transcription factor activity, RNA polymerase II-specific. The record is from RefSeq and is a predicted model, not a curated record. The transcript is spliced from 3 exons. NCBI's taxonomy places the organism in Eukaryota, Metazoa, Arthropoda, Insecta, Diptera, Tephritidae. Bases 944 to 2989 code for a protein of 681 amino acids.
UACAGUACGACGCGACACGAACGAAGGCGGGCGUUUACGUUUUAUUGAAGCGCAACGUCGAAAACUCGCAGCGAAUGCGUGUUUUACGCGAAUUGCCGUCGCAAUUUUGAUAAAAGCUAAAACAGAAAAAACAAGCGCUUGUGCGUAUAAAAUAAUACUGUGUUAAAAUUAAGCAGCCGCCAUUUAGUGCCGAAGCGCGCGAGUCGUCAUAAGCGUUUAAUUGAAGUUAACGCUAAUUACUGCGAACGUUUGAGCGCAUCAAUCGCGCUUGGAGUUGUGCGUGUGUGCAGAACUAACCGGUGUUGUCGUGUCGGCUGCAUACGCUUCGAACGCGGCUGCUGCUGUGCGUCUGUGUAUGCGUGUGCGCGCAAUUAAACGCUUUUAGCUGCAUUAUGGCGUUGACAGCUUGUCAAUUCAAGCGCAACCGUUACGCUACAUCGCUACUAAUACCGCCAGCGCUACCGUUGCAGCUAACCCAGUCACAAUUGCGGUCUCGUUUGUCAAUGUCAUCACUUAUCUGAAGCGCACAACGGAUGCACUCCACCACUGUACUCCAACGGCAAUCGGUAGCAAUCAGGCGCGUAUGUGUGCGUGUGUGUUAGUGUGCGCGUACGCUAUAUGGCCACUGAAGCGUUGCUACUUAUCAACAGUGUUGUUGUUAUUGUGCCCGUCCGUUAUAGUCAGUGAUUCAAGCACUUUGUCAUUUUGCCGAGUUUUCAAUUAACCAGCAAACCGCGAAGCUCAUUCCGGCCGUACGUUAGUUAAGCAAACAAUUGUGUGCAUCGAAAGCGGCGCUGUCCAUCGAACGUUCAAAUAAUCGCUUUCAAGUGGCAGUUGCAUUUUUUUCAAUUUCCCGUCCGGCCGGAUUUCGCCAUUGUCUCGCGCGCGCUCAUUGUUCUUCCGUUUGUGAUAUUCGUACAUUGUGUUGACCGCAAUUUCGCAAAUGGUCACGUGCGGCCGUCAACCGUUCAAUAUGCUGCCAAUGGCGCCGAUUAAUCCCUUUGUCGUUGGCCUAACACCCACUUCAAUGGCAGCAGCAGCUGCAGCGGCGGCGGCCGCCGUUGCGGAGUCAACGACGCGCUCCAUAGGCAGUGGCACAGCAACAACAACGGUGGCAACGGCAACCGUAACGACUGCAAACAUCAAACCAAAGUUGGCGUUCAGCAUAGAUUCGAUAGUUGGCAGCAACAGCAAAAAACGCGAUGACGGCGAUCCCACGCAAACAACAACGAAUUGUCGACCAAUACGUCCUACUGUCAUCUCACCACCACUCUCCUCCUCGCAACGCAGCGACAGUCCAGAUGAACGUCCAAAUGGCGAGCGCGAUCGCGAUCGCUUACUGCUCCCGUACGAGCGUCCGCCCAGUCGCGUCAGCCUUAGCCUCAGCGAAGACUCCCAUCAUUGCCAACAACCAUUAGAAUUAAGGAAUAGCUUUACUGUGAAUUAUCGCUCGGCAGCGGAUCAGCACCACACUGCACUCGCACGCCCGCCCAUGGGUCUCAUCUAUUGUCGUCGUCGCUCGAUAUUGGAUCAAUCGCCGGAACGUGAUUGCGCUAGUCCCCUACUGGCGGGCAGAUGUCGCACACGAUCGCGUUCACGUUCGCCCACUCGCCUAACGACACAAACUUCCCGUGAACCUAAUAUAACUGUUAAUCGUAGUCGCACGCCCUCUCUUUCGCCCACACCACCACACAGCCGCGCCACACCACAAUCGCCUCAAACGCCAGGUAGCGCCAGCGGCAGCAUAGGUGAGCUUAACAAGCGACCCAUUCAUGUGCCUGGCAUACCGGCCGGUUUGAUACGCCCUUUACCAAUGCAAGCGCCACAAAGUCUUUCUCUACUUCAGUCAGGCAGUGGCGGCGGCGGCGGUGCAGUUGGACCCGGUGGCGCGCCUAACUCGUUAGAGGGUGGCAACGCGUCUGGCAACCCUGCUGUUGUGCAUCCUUUAGCGCCAACGAUACCCGGAUCGGUACCGCCAGCACCACCACAACCACACGGUGGGCCACCGCUACCGCCAUCUGCGGCUGGUGUUGUUCCACCUCCACCUCCGCCGCCUAAUCCACACUUCCUGGCAGCGCAAUUUCAAAUGGCCGCUGCAUUAGCGCAUCAUCACCAUCAGCAGCAGCAGCAGCAACAACAACAUCAUCAUCCCGCAGCGCAUUUGCCGCCAGGCCAUCCAAUGGCAUUAUUCCCGCCCGGGCCGCAUCAUCCGCACUUUGGCGGGCCACACCUGAUUCGCGACAGUUACCCGCUCUACCCGUGGCUGCUGAGUCGACAUGGACGGAUAUUUCCACAUCGAUUUCCCGGUAAUUUUCUGCUUCAACCGUUUCGCAAGCCAAAACGUGUGCGUACCGCGUUCUCACCCACGCAACUGCUAAAGCUGGAACAUGCCUUCGAAAACAAUCACUAUGUAGUGGGCGCCGAGCGGAAGCAGCUGGCACAAGCACUGAGUCUCACAGAAACGCAGGUCAAAGUUUGGUUUCAAAAUCGCCGCACCAAGCACAAGCGCAUGCAACAGGAGGGCGACAGUGACUCGAAAAGUCAGAAGGGCAGUCAGGCGGGCGACAUGGAGGCGAGUAAAAACGAUAGUUCACAAAAUAGUUUCGAUGAUCAGGAGGAAGACGACGAGGAUGAGCUCAUCGAAGAGGACGAGGACGAAGUGAUCGAUAUGGAUGAUUAUGGCAGCGAAAUGGAUGCUGAAGAGCAUCAACGAUUGCGUGAACAAUUUCAACAACAAUUGCAGCAACAUCACGAACAACUGCAACAGCAUAUGCAACAACAACAGCAGCAACAGCAGCAAGCACAAGCGCAUGUGCAACAGAUGCAGCGUGAACAGCGAGAGCUUAGGGAGCAGCAGCAACAACAACAGCAGCAGCAGCAACAACAACAACAACAGCAACAACAUUUCAUGCAACAUCAGCUGUAUUUGCAUCAGCAAGCACAACAGCAAAAACAACUGCAUUUGCAACAACAACAGCAGCAGCCAUAAUUGCCGCCGCCGCCCAAGCGUGGAGCGUUCGCGCAUAAUGAUGGCCAACUGUUGCAUUUAUCUGCGGCUAAUUGCCGCCACUGGGCGUGGUUGUGAACGUUGUUGUUGGCGAAAUACCAAACUACUUCACGCUCUCUCGCUACUCUUCGGCCGCGUGUUUGAGUUCCUUUGGCGUUGGCUGACAAAUUUAAUUCGCUCUCCGUUUACACUUCUUGCUCCCCUCGCAGUUAGUUUUUUUUUUUUUUUGUUCUUUUCUUUUGUAAAUUAUUCCACAAAACUGAAUUGUAUUAAUUAAUUUGUAAAUUAGACGCUUAGACAGGUAAUAAUACAUUUACGAUUAACAAUUACUGUGUAAUAAUUAAAACGCAAAGCAAAUGUUAUAAAUCAUAAU